Messenger RNA from Mya arenaria, 759 nucleotides. RefSeq lists its product as uncharacterized. Bases 1 to 759 code for a protein of 252 amino acids. The transcript has 5 exons. The record is from RefSeq and is a predicted model, not a curated record. NCBI's taxonomy places the organism in Eukaryota, Metazoa, Mollusca, Bivalvia, Myida, Myidae.
AUGGCUUAUCCGAAUCAGCAACAAAUCUUCUUCAAUCGUAUCUCACUGGACGCAAACAGCAAAUCAAAAUUGGCUGAUGGUACAGGCACAUUGAAGCGUGACGUCACACGCACCUGCUGGUCGGCCUCGAAUACAGGAACACCGUCCAAGGACCAAUAUCACCAGGAUUACAUACCGAGUGUAUUCAGUUUCGCUACCACAGCCAAGCAGCCUGAGCAGACUCCUGCACGAGCAGAUAGGUUCAAGCGCCUCCAGAGACGCAGACUUGACUUAACACCAAAUGACAAAGAAAACCGCCAACCAGCCAAUGACCAAGACGAAAUUGCUGAGGAACUCCUGAUGUUAGGACAUGAUCUACCUCAAUCGUUUGACCAAGGCACAGAUCCAGGACCUGAUCCCAUCCAGGAAGAGCUUGACAACCUAAAGGCAGACUAUACGUCCCUGCAGAAGGAUCAUCAGCGCCUUAUGUGUGAAAAUAGAGACUUAAAAGAGCAGAUAAAGAAAACAAACUUUUCAUACAAGAACCUUGGCAACCGUGAGGUAUCAACAUUGACUGGUCUGCAAUCAAUGACAAUGUUUACCUGGCUUCUGGCAACAGUAUCUGAUGUCAUAAAACCAACCGGAAAGCUUUGCCGGGGCAAUUGCUGGGGCGGGCGAGUAUCUGACAAGGAGAUCACAGCACGAUCUGGAUUCUAUGAGCUUCUAGAAGUAGGUGACCUUGUUCUUGCCGAUAGGGGCUUCCUCAUUGCUAUGAACUAG